Molecule: messenger RNA, 2001 nt
Organism: Bipolaris maydis ATCC 48331
Lineage: Eukaryota; Fungi; Ascomycota; Dothideomycetes; Pleosporales; Pleosporaceae
Source: RefSeq, a predicted model, not a curated record
AUGGCAACCACCCUCCGCCUUGACGGCCCUCGAGUGACUCCACACGGUUCAGAGAACGUAGAAGAGGUGGCGCAGAAAACUAUAGUGUCUUACGCAACACGAGCGCUCGUGCCGUACAGAAGGGACGAAGAACAUCCAUACUUACACGGAGGCCAGGCUACUGUGUUCAGAGCAACUAAAACGUUACCAUCGAGCGGACUUCGACGCAAGGUUGAUAUUUUCGCCAUCAAAGAAAUACCUAUUGGGGACAGAAAAGCUCGCCAUCGGUUGCGAAAAGAGAUCGAACACCUUCGGCUUUGUCAACACCCAAACGUACUCCAGCUCAAGAAGGCGCAAGCAUCGCUGCAAAGACUGCUAGAAGAGAUAGCAAAUUCCCGCGAUGGCAUGAGCCGACUAUGCCCAUGGUACAAAUCCCAUGGUCUUGACCCUUGGCCCAGUGUUGUUUGGCAAUGCGUUCUUGGGCUCGAGCAUUUACGUAAAAAUAAGAUUCGACACAAAGAUUUGAAACCAGACAAAAUUCUUCUAGUCGAUGAGUCGGACGGUGCUUCGCUGGAUCCUAAAGUCCGUGCCGUAAUUGCGGAUCUCGGGAUAAGCAAAGGAUACGUGGAAGCCGAGAACACCACCUUCAAUGGGACAGAGCAAUAUCUUGCCCCCGAACAAAAGGCUCAAGCAUCGAGUACCUAUCGUUCCGACAUUUUUUUCGCUCGGUUGCAGCAUCUCAUGGAUCCAUGCCCUUCUAAGCUCGAAGCGGUGGGAGCUGUGCCAGGAGAACGAACAGGCUUCAAUGAGGUACCCCCUCUCUUGGAACAGCUGCGCCAAAAUCUUGACGAUAACAAACAACCAGACACAGUCGGGUUUCUCGUUACUCUAGAGGACAUCAUCACAUCCACACUGCUCGAACAGCCUGACGAGCGACUAAGCCUACAGUCGAUUCUUGCAAAACUGGAUGAUUACGACGCUUCUUGGCUACAAUCGGGGUCUUUCAAGAUGGUCGAUCUGUGCAUCACUAGCGGCAAUCACACUCAAGUUCUGGAAAUCGAUUUCUCUUUCGUCACAAAUGAUGCAGAGGCUUUUAAACUUAUCAGAAAACACUAUUCGAAGGCUAUCUUUUACCACAAUCUGGACUGGCUCCGGUGGCCUGAAGAAGUCUAUUUAAUAAAAUUCUCGUCAGCGAAUGCAUUUGAGGUUCUCGAAUGCACAUCUACACUUUGCAAAACUAGUUUACAUGCCGGGGGGUACCACGAUGAUCCCAUAAGAGAAGGGCGUUUUGAUGGUCGUCUUUUAAUAGACUGCCUUGAGGGCUCGUUUACAUGUGAUCCUGCUUUAUCAGACCACCAAUCUGGGAUGCUUCCCAAACGACGUGUGAUUAUCCAUCACCACAGAGACGGAUCAAAAACAAUCUCGACUAUCCAGGGUCCUCGAUUGGGGGUUCAUAUUGUCAAAACGUUCCCCUUCAGUGUUUACUCUACCAUAGUCGCUUUCUCUUUGGCUCCAUUUGUAGUUGGAUACUUGAUUUACUACUCGGAUCAGAUUCCUCCAGAAGGUAUCAUUUUCUCUCUAUUUGUAUAUUUCGAGUUGGUAAUCGUGCCAGCAGUUUUGUCUCUAUUUUAUCGAUAUGCUAAGCAGCUAGGUCAACGGCUUAGCAGACACGAUCUUCUUGAGGCUGAGAAAAAGCGGGACCAAGAGGCAAAGAGUAAUGCAAAUUUGGACACGGAGCAAGGCACGCGGUGGGAAUCGAACACGAGCUGCCAGGCCAAUGGCCUAGGGCGACAAAUAUAUGAUAUAGAUCAAGGAAAGCUUAUUCUACCUGAUUUUCCUCGGAUGCACUGCAGACAGUGUUGGGAGAUGAACGGAAAGCUAGACUCUAUCCCUCCCAACCCAACCCAGGGGACAGAAUUCCCGGGACUCAGCGAAGACCUCACGCCCUAUCAAAAGCGACAAAGCGCGAGAACUUUAGGGACUUCAAAGCUCUGCGUUGUUACUAUAGAACCAAAGGGAUAA